This is a messenger RNA of Vicia villosa (hairy vetch), 1103 nucleotides long. RefSeq names its product probable calcium-binding protein CML18. The record is from RefSeq and is a predicted model, not a curated record. The transcript has a single exon. Bases 510 to 1103 code for a protein of 197 amino acids. Gene Ontology annotation, molecular function: calcium ion binding. Lineage: Eukaryota; Viridiplantae; Streptophyta; Magnoliopsida; Fabales; Fabaceae.
CUUAAGGUUCGAUUGAACGGUGCUUUGGAUAACUGAAUAUAUUAUAUUAUUUAACAAAUGCAAAAGUGAUUUUUAUUGAUAUCCAAAUAAAGUCCUUUUGCUCAAAUUCAAUUCAGUGAAGGUUUGAAUCUGAAUUACUUUUUGGAAACAAAAGUUUUCCAAAAAGAUAACAAUCUAUUUUUAUCACAAGAUCCAAAUAUAAAGGUACAAACCAAAUCAUUAAUCUAGUUGCAGUCCUUAUGAACUAACAUUAUGUAGAGAACAAUGAACAAAUUAAAUAUAGUUGUCUGAGUCUGGCAGAAAGUGUAAUUUGCCGGCAUUUUAGUCAUUGUGCAAAUUAUUACUUUUCAACAACACACCAAACAAGACCUACUCAAAUUCAGAACCAGUCUAAAACUUGUCCAUUUUCUAUUGCAAAUAGUUUGUGAGCAGAAUUUCAGAACCCUCUAUAAAGUGUACUAAAAGAUUUUGUAGUGUAAGUUAGGAAAGGUUCAAACCAAUUAGUAGUUAUGCUACGACUUUUCAGGACUUGCUUCACCUUUCUUAACAAAAAGGCUAAAUUCCUCUUCAAUCGACGAAGAAGUGUAGACAGUAUAAGAGAAUCUAACAUAAGAUUCUCUUCUUUUAUUGAUAUGGGAAUAUCUAACCAGUUCAAACAAGUUUUCAAGCUGAUUGACACCAAUGGUGAUGGCAAAUUAUCAACUAGUGAGCUCAGUGAGUUACUUUCAUGCUUAGGAUACAAAGAUAGCAUAGCUGCUAAAGAAGCUGAAGGCAUGGUAAACAUGUUAGACUCAAAUGGAGACGGGUUUGUAGACUUGGAAGAGUUCAUGGUUGUUAUGGAUAACAAAGAAGGUAAGUUUGGUUGUGCUACUGAUAAGGAGCUAGAUGAGUAUCUUAUGGAUGCUUUUCUUGUCUUUGACACUGAUAAGAAUGGUUUAAUCUCAGCUAGGGAACUAAAGAGAGUUCUGAUAAAUUUAAGAUUUGAUCAUUGUAGUAUUGGUGAGUGCAAGGUUAUGAUCAAAGGAGUUGAUAAGAAUGGAGAUGGCUUUGUGGAUUAUGAAGAGUUUCGGACCAUGAUGAAAUCAGGAUUAGUUGCCAACUAA